This is a messenger RNA of Schistocerca serialis cubense, 1092 nucleotides long. RefSeq names its product piggyBac transposable element-derived protein 1-like. The transcript is spliced from 2 exons. Bases 1 to 1092 code for a protein of 363 amino acids. NCBI's taxonomy places the organism in Eukaryota, Metazoa, Arthropoda, Insecta, Orthoptera, Acrididae. The record is from RefSeq and is a predicted model, not a curated record.
AUGAUUCGCAACCAUAAAUCAUUAUCAGAAGAAGAAAUAUUGUUGCUUCUCAAAGGUGAUUUAUCUGAUUUGGACCUUGAUAUGUCUGAUGUGGAGGAAGAUAUUGAAAAAGCUCGGCAUCAGGACCCUACUACAGUGGAUAUACAGUUUCUUCAAGAAAUGGACCUUGAUAUGGUUGAAAUUCUGGACCCUCAAGACAAUGAUGAAAAUGAUGUUCCCUUAGCUUCAAGAUUACUUGCUGAGCCAAACCUUGCACCAAGUCAUUCAGCUCAGAAAAUUCAGUGUGAUACACACCGGGAUCUUUGGUGGAGAAUGAAGGACAUUGAAGAAGUGGACACAUCAUGUAAUGCAGUUUUUUCUGACCCUCCAGGAGAUGAACUGACACCUUUGCAGUAUUUAAGAACAAUGUGUAGUGAUGACAUUAUCCAGAACCUAGUCGAGCAAUCUAUUCUAUACUGCACACAGAAAACAGCUGCAUCUUUAGAUACAAAUGUUCGUGAAAUAGAAAAGUAUAUAGGGAUGAACAUCCUAGCAGGUGUUUUGAAAAUGCCUAGUUACAGAAUGUACUGGCCAGAGGCUACAAGGUUUUCUCCAAUAGCUGACUCAAUGCCUAGAAAUAGGUUUGAUAAGCUAAGAAAUUAUUUACAUGUGAAUGACAACACUAAAAUGAAACAAAGAGAGGACCCUGAUUAUAACAGGCUGUUCAAGUAUGUAAAAAGCAAACCACACAAGUGGGGUAUAAACGUUUUUGCCCAUGCUGGUUCUAGUGGAAUUGUAUACGAUUUUGAAAUAUACCGAGGGAAAGGAACUGUACAUAAUGAUACUGGUCUUGGUAUAAGUGGUGAUAUUGUGAUAAGGCUUCUGGAAGGACUGCCAAAAUAUAAAAAUUUUAAAGUGUUUACAGACAAUUGGUUCACCUCUUACAAUAUUAUUCCUGCCCUGAAAAACUAUGGCAUUUUGGCUGUUGGAACUGUUAGACCCACAAGACUUCAAGGCUGCAAUCUAAAAGCAGACAGUGAGCUGAAAAAGCAGGGACAAGGCUCAUACGAUUAUCGAACUGAAACAGAAAGGAACAUCAUAGCGCUGAAGUAG